AUGGCUUCCCUCAUUGACUUCAGCUCGACCAACUGGUCGUACUACACUAUCCCCGCCGCCUUCUUCCUGGUGAUGGCGCCUAACUUCUACGCGGUUGCGCUGGCUGGCAAGAACUAUGAUAUAGCCUACCCCCGCACCCUUGAGUCCAAGGUCGCCACCGAUAGCUCCCUCCCCAAGCCGAUCCAGCAGCGCAUCUCUCGCGCCCGCGCGGCUGCCGCCAACGGAUUCGAGACCAUCGGCUUGUACGCUGCUGCCGUCGUCGCAGCCAACAGCGCCCAGGUACCGACCGAGAAGCUGAACAAGCUGACACUAACGUAUAUCGUCUCUCGCGCGGUGUACAACUUUGUGUAUGUGGCACUGCAGGAGAACCGGAAACUGGCUGGCCUGCGGCCGCUUGUGUGGGGUGUGGGAAUCACGGUGAUCAUGAUGUUGUUUGUGUCGGCUGGGCAGGCUCUUAAUGCUUGA
Messenger RNA from Thermochaetoides thermophila DSM 1495, 465 nucleotides. RefSeq lists its product as uncharacterized. The coding region runs from base 1 to 465 and encodes 154 amino acids. Lineage: Eukaryota; Fungi; Ascomycota; Sordariomycetes; Sordariales; Chaetomiaceae. Gene Ontology annotation, cellular component: membrane. The record is from RefSeq and is a predicted model, not a curated record. The transcript has 3 exons.